Molecule: messenger RNA, 2403 nt
Organism: Nymphaea colorata (pocket water lily)
Lineage: Eukaryota; Viridiplantae; Streptophyta; Magnoliopsida; Nymphaeales; Nymphaeaceae
Product: serine/threonine-protein kinase STY13-like
Exons: 6
Coding region: 325-1539 (404 amino acids)
Biological process (GO): protein phosphorylation
Molecular function (GO): protein kinase activity; ATP binding
Source: RefSeq, a predicted model, not a curated record
UGGUAAUAUAGAAGAAUUCUGCAGGAUCAAAAGGGAAAGCGACUUGGGGGAAGGCGGCUUCAGGGUUGAGACUUGAGACUCACACGCGCUCUCUCUCUCUGCCCUGAAUCCUCUGAUAGCUCGCAGAGUCAACCAAUGGCUUGUUCAUUCUCCCCUGGCCCUCUUUAAUAUCGGCACUACAGAGCACACUCCUAUCUCUCUCUCUCUCUCUGUUGCCGCGGGGAAGAAGAAAGGAGGGAGAAGAGAAAUGGUGGGCAGGGCCUUGGGAAGCUCUGCAACUCCUCUGUGGAUGAUGAAGAGAGAGGUGAGUGGGUCGUGGUGUUGAUGAUGAUGAUGCACGGGCACGGUGGGGACGUUCAUCGGAGAGUAGGGGCAGCGGGGAAGGAGGCCGUUAAUCUUUUGUGGGUCAACACGGAAAGCGGCGGCGGCGAGAGGGAUGGCGUCCGGGAUGACUCGAUGGACGGCGGCCUCGAAGCGGGGUUCGGCAGGGCAACCCAGCAACAGCUCGACUUCGACGACUUCAGGAUCGACGAUCAGUGGCUCCUCGACCCGAGCAUGAUCUCCCUCCAUGACAAGAUCGGCGAGGGCGGUCAUGCCAAGGUCUACCUGGGCCGGUACAAGAAGGCUAUCGUGGCGGUGAAGAUAAUAAAGCCGGGCGGGACGGCGGCAGAAUUGACGAGGAGGAGGGAGCGAUUCUUGCGGGAGAUCUCGAUGCUUUCCCGGGUCCAGCACGAUAACUUAGUGACGUUUAUAGGUGCAUGCGUUGAGGACAAUAUGGUGAUCGUGACAGAGCUUUUACCUGGCGGUUCUCUCCGGGAAUAUUUCAGAUCCUUGCGGCCGGGGUGCUUGGAUUUACGUCUUGCAGUCAGUUUUGCUUUGGACGUUGCUCGGGCAAUGGAAUGCUUGCACGCAAAUGGAAUUAUCCACCGCGACCUGAAGCCUGAUAAUCUGCUUCUUACCCAGGACCGUAAGAAGGUCAAACUGGCUGACUUUGGAUUGGCAAGAGAGGAGACACUGACCGAAAUGAUGACUGCAGAAACUGGCACAUAUCGAUGGAUGGCUCCUGAGCUUUAUAGCACUGUCACACUUCGUCGAGGGGAUAAGAAGCACUAUAAUAACAAGGUUGAUGUAUAUAGUUUUGCUAUUGUUUUGUGGGAAUUGCUAACCAACCGCUUACCUUUUGAAGGCAUGUCCAAUCUUCAGGCUGCAUAUGCUGCAGCGUUUAAGAAAGUGAGACCUGACCUGGGAAAUAUCCCAAAAGAACUUGUUCCCAUCUUGGAGUGCUGUUGGGCAGAGGAUCCGAACAGCCGCCCGGGGUUUCAGCAAGUCAUUGAGAUGCUAUCUGUCUUCCGCACAUCUCUUUCUCCUUUGGAGACCACGCCGCCACCCACCAUUGUACUUGGAGGGAGCAGUUAUGUGGCAACUGAUUCCCCCGGUACACGCCAUUUGAUGGAUAAAUUACAAGAGAGUGACAUUACUGUGAUGAAGCCAGAAAAGUCCUCCCGAUUUUUUGGGUGCUUCUACGAGUGCUUUUCAUAGCAAGCACAGGGCCUUAGGAAGAUUUCCAAGGAACUUCUGCUACAGCCAGUUCUUUGCGUGGAUGAACACAUUGAACAGCCAAAAAACAAUUCCACAUUGAUCUGGGCAGAAACCAGCCGCCAGGUGCUACACAACAAGCUCCAGGGAAACCGAAGAAUCCUGCAAUGUACAGAGAUGGAAGACCGGGAAAAAAAAGUUAUUUCGGCAAUUAAAUAAGCUUGGUCGAGUUAUGUGAGUGCAGUCGUUAUGUUCAGUUGAAGCUUUACCACUGUAUCAUUUUUCAGGCUUUGGGUCUGCUUUUGCCGAAGUUGUGAUGACAAGUCACAAUGCCGUCCUGCCCAUAGACGAAGAAGAAAGAACAAGAAAGUUGCAUUCGCUUAAGGAGAGGAAGUUAUUUUGUGACAUAUCUCCCAAGCUAACCCACACAUAUCUCCCAAGCUCACCCAAGUCUGUGGAAGGCCAACAAAAUGCCUUCUUGUGCUAACUGGUGUAGGACGGUUUAGUGAUGGGAAAAAGUUUUCUGACGACGUUGUGGAUGAUUUUUGUUUGAAUGGGGGCAUUCAAAACAUUUCCCUGCCCUAGGGUUGUCCUUUCCUUUCCAUCAGAGUUGCUACGAUGGCUUUUGUUGAGUGGCUUCCCCCUGUUCUCCAUAGUAGAAAAUUGGAUCUUCUGCUGUUCAAGAAAAUUUGCAAAUGGUUGGAAAAGGAGAUCAUAUUCAUAGAUGUCCUUUUUUAGUUGAUCUGUGCCAUGUGUUCGAGUGCGGCUCGUGUCUUACUUACUCAUUGUACUCAUUGUGAUGUUACGAUAAAUUGUGCCCUAGCAGAAAUCCUAAUUCUGGAGAGCAGCCUCCUCGCAUUUUUUCUA